Molecule: messenger RNA, 2802 nt
Organism: Plodia interpunctella (Indianmeal moth)
Lineage: Eukaryota; Metazoa; Arthropoda; Insecta; Lepidoptera; Pyralidae
Product: ATP-binding cassette subfamily G member 4-like
Exons: 11
Coding region: 573-2588 (671 amino acids)
Biological process (GO): transmembrane transport
Cellular component (GO): membrane
Molecular function (GO): ATP hydrolysis activity; ATP binding; ABC-type transporter activity
Source: RefSeq, a predicted model, not a curated record
AGUCAUCAGUCGCGUCCACUUUAACGAACACGAAAUCAUUACGAGCACCCUUUAUAUUAACAUUAAGGAUGUGUUUAUAUUAACUUGAAACGUAGUCACACCCCGACACACUCGAAACAUCAAAAUUUUAAUAAGAUUCUACUCAAAAUCCUAAUUGGAGUAUAACAACUCCGAUUAAUUAAUCAGAAACAUUAACAACAAAUUACGACGUCGUUUGUAUGAAUUAGUAUCGCAGCGUCUUUUUAACCGUUAACACGCAUGCGUCGUAGACCUGUUUUGUUGUAUAAAAUGUCCGCGCAACUAUGAACACUGGCCAGGUGUAAAACAAAACAAAAUGUUCGAAGUGUUACAAAAUAAAGUGCAGUUGUUUUCGCUUAUAAAAAAAAAAUAGAAACUAUUUAAAACAACAGGAAGUGAAGUUUUUCUACGGCCAGUCACAUGUAAUUUCAAAUAUAAACGAAUGAACUGUCAAAAUCCUUGCCAUAAAGCAAUCCAAUUUUUUUUUUAUUAAUACAAAAGGCGCAAACGAUUCAUCAGUUUGAUUUUGUGUAGUGGAAAUAGUUGUAGACAAAAUGUCGGAAGUGCCCUUAGUACGUCGUGCUAUCGUCCGCGCUGCCCAUGCGCACGCCCAUGGUAGCUCCAACCCGGACCAGGGGAACCCGCUGGUCAUAGACAACAACCAGCCAUCGGACCAGUGGACCCCUGCGGCUUUGGAAAGAGCUGGGUCCACUUUAAAAGCCUUGAAUCGAAUGGCUAAACGACCCCCUGUUCACAUUUUGUUUGAAGAUGUGGGCUUUACAGUUAGCUCUCAUAAAGGCGAACGCAGAAUUCUACACAACGUGUCGGGCGAAUUCCGCUCAGGUGAGCUGACCUGCAUUCUCGGACCUUCGGGCGCUGGCAAGUCUACUCUGCUAAAUAUACUGGCUGGAUAUACAACAAACGGGGUGAAUGGUCGAAUCACAGUGAACGGUCACGCGCGAGACAUGAGGCUCUUCAAGAAGCUGAGCAGUUAUAUCAUGCAGGACGAUUUGCUGCAGCCGAGGCUGACAGUACAGGAGUCCAUGCGGGUUGCAGCUGAUCUCAAGCUUGGGAAGGAACUGGGCAGAGCGGAGAAGGAACUCAUUAUAGAAGAAAUCCUGCAAACCCUUGGACUAUGGGACCACAGGGACACGAGGUCGGAGCGCCUCUCCGGCGGGCAGUCCAAGCGGCUGUCGGUAGCCCUAGAGCUUGUCAACAAUCCACCAAUCAUCUUUCUGGACGAACCGACAACGGGCCUAGACGUGGUGUCCAUCAGGCAGCUGGUGGUCCUGCUGCGACUGCUGUCCCGCCAGGGCCGCACCAUCGUGUGCACCAUCCAUCAACCCUCAGCAUCUUUGUUCACCCUCUUUGAUCGCGUUUACGUGCUGGCCCGGGGAUUAUGUUGCUAUCAGGGCGCUGCGCCUCUUCUAGUCCCGUUCCUGUCCGAAGUGGGCCACGUGUGCCCCACGACACACAACCCCGCUGAUUUCGUGCUGGAGACACUGCACGGCGACUUGGAGGUACCGGCUCUCAUGUCCGAGCUGUGUCAGAACGGGAAGCUGUGUCGCAAACUGGACAGGAUCACCGCUAGAGGGGGACGGAAACCAGUACUGCACUCGGACGAGUCUAUCCAGAGGAUAUUUGUGGAACACGUAGCCAAGGAGCAAAUGCAGAAAAUGGAAUUUGCCACUACCUUCCUCAGUCAGUUCCUGAUUCUCUCAAAGCGAAUGUUCAUUCAGACUAAGAGGAAUUCUCUGAGCCUCUGGAUUCAAUUGCUGCACCACGUGGUCUCAGCAGUCUUCCUCGGCAGCAUCUUCUUCCUCGUGGGGAACGACGCGGGCGCACCCAUCACAAACUUCAAGUUCUGCUUGAGUGUGCUCGUGUUCUUCAUGUAUACGUAUAUCAUGAUCCCCGUUUUGUUGUUCCCAACCGAAGUUCGCCUGCUACGUCGCGAGUACUUCAACCGGUGGUACAGCCUCAAGGCGUACUACGCGGCACUGUCCUUCUCCUCUCUACCCGUCAUGGUAAUCCUAGGCUUGCUGUUCAUAGCGAUCUGCUACCUGAUGUCGGGACAGCUGCUCGAAUGGGACCGGUUUGUUUUGUUCUCAGUCAGUGGGAUCCUCACGGGGCUGUGCUCCGAAGGCCUAGGGCUUGCUGUCGGCUCAGCUUUCAGUGUUACGAACGGUUCCAUAAUCGGUCCAGCAACAGCGGCGCCACUCCUAUGUCUCUGCUGCUACGGAAUGGGGUUCGGGCCUCACAUCGAGAAAACCAUGAAAGCCUUGAUGUCAGCCUCGUACUUACGAUAUGGGCUUUCUGGUUUCUCCUUAGCCCUGUACCAACACAGAGGCCCAAUGGAGUGCAAAGAAGAUUUCUGCUUAUACAACGACCCGAAGUUAAUUCUGCGUGAUGUUGGUAUGGCGGAUGACAGUUACGGAAUGCAAAUGGCGGGAUUGUUAAUAUUCACUUUCAUACAUAGACUUUUAGCGUAUUUAGCGCUGAGGUAUCGCCUCACCGCUGAAUUCUCGAAUAAAUUUAUGGCGUAUAUAAGCAAGUUUUUGAAGCAUAGAUAGUUUGUAUUCGGCGUAUUAAAUUGAAUAUUUAGGACUUUUAAGUAAACAAAUAUAUAAAAUUGUUUUAAUUAGAUAAGUAUAAGGUUAAUUUCAAUUCAUUUAGAUAUAAAUAAACGGUGAUGUAGGUACCAUAAGUUAUUGUUUAAAGAUCUAAAAAUGAAAUUAAAACAUAUUUCUUUGUCAUAUAACUAAAAGUACAAUAUUAUAUUAGCAC